AUGGUAAUCCUAGUUUUUUUCUAUUUUCUGUCGCCUAAAUUAGCAAUUGAUUAUUGUAAAACCUUAACCCAAGAAAAACAAGCGAUGCAAGCUGAAAUUCAGAGACUUAAAAGUAGAAUUUUAGAGUUAAAUGAGGGUAUAAAUAAAUGUCAUCAACAAUUACCUGUGACUGGUGCUACUGUUACCCAGCAGCGAGCUGAUCAAUUACGGCAAAAAUUUGACGAAUACGUUAAAAAAAGGACUUUAAGCAAUUAUAAAUUCUGGAUUUUUAGCAUCAUUAUUAGGCCGUUGUUCGAGUCAUAUAGCAACACUGCUGUAACAUCAAGCUAUGAUGAAUUCUACCGAACAAUGCAAGCAUGGAUGGAUCAGCACUGCACUCUUGUUCAAUUGAGACCAGUUGUCAUGGCCGCGCUUUGUCAGCUAAGUACCGAUACGGAUAUACUAUCGAAUCCAUCAUUAGUUCCUGUUCAGGCUGUAGAAGCUGCAAAAAAAUUAUUAGUUGAAAAUUAA
Molecule: messenger RNA, 510 nt
Organism: Trichoplax adhaerens
Lineage: Eukaryota; Metazoa; Placozoa; Uniplacotomia; Trichoplacea; Trichoplacidae
Exons: 4
Coding region: 1-510 (169 amino acids)
Biological process (GO): regulation of transcription by RNA polymerase II
Cellular component (GO): nucleus
Molecular function (GO): DNA-binding transcription factor activity, RNA polymerase II-specific; RNA polymerase II cis-regulatory region sequence-specific DNA binding
Source: RefSeq, a predicted model, not a curated record